AGGCUCGGCCCGAGCUCGGCGCAGGUUCGCCUCCCGGCCGGCGGGCGCUCGGCGCGGCCGCGGCGCGCGAGGGGAGGCCGCGGCCCCCCUCUCGGGGGGCGUGCCAUGGUCGGCGGCCCGCCCACGGCCAGCGGGGCCGCUCGCCACCAGGCGCUGCUGGAGCGCGAGCUCUUCGCAGGAGGAUUGGAAGAGUCGCUUAUUGUCGAUAGCUUCCUCGAGGACGACAUCCCUGGUCUCCGAAGUGCCUGGAGGACGUGGGAGCGAGACGACGAGAGAUCCGAGAGGGGGUGCAUGGGCGGCAGGAGAUGCGCCGAGAGGAGAUGUACCGACACUCCUUGCUUACUGGUGUUCUUCUUCUCUUGGGUCGGCAUGUUCCUGAUCUUGAUGUACGCGGCCGCACACGGCAACGUCGACAAGGUGACGCACGGCUUCGACUGGUCGGGGGACAUUUGUGGGGUGGACAAGGACGUCAAGAACCAGCCCUAUUUGUACUGGUGCAAGGUCGGGGAGGACGAGCUCUCCGACCCCGUCUGCGUUCAGAGCUGCCCCAGCGGGCCUGGAACGUCCACCCGCUGCCCGGGCAGGGCUUGGGUCAGGAGCAGCAUGACCCCGCUCGCGGAUGGCGCAGAAAACAAGACGGUGAUCGUUACGCGCACGCUCGACAUGGUGCCCGACAUCCACACGCAGGCCGUUUUCAAAUACUGCCUGCCCGUGGGGGAUGGCAAGCUCAUGGACAGCAUCAGCAAGUUUCCCGUCGUGUCCAGCCUCAGCAGCCAGCUGUGGAUGGCGCUGCAGAGCGUCAUGGACGCCAAGCUCUUUCUCCUCGGUGUCGUAGGCUUCGCAGUUGUGUUCAAUUUCGUGUUCCUGGUCCUCGUGCAGGGGUGCAUCAGGCUCCUGAUACACGCGACGUUCUGCACCUUCGUCCUGCUGUUCCUCGCCGCCGGAGCGUGGGGCUUCGCGGCUGGCGUGCCAGAGGACUUCGACAGCGCGGGCUUCCCACACACCAGCUUGACUGAUGCAGUUUCGAGGGUCAUGAAGGACCACCCCCACAUUAAUCCGUUGACCGAGGUCCUUGCGCCAGAAGUGGCGAGGCGGACGGCCUUUGCGAUCGGGUGCCUCGGCCUCCUCUUGGGCUCCGUAGUCGCCUGCUUCUGGUGCCGCGCCUGCACGGCGAUAAGCAGGACAACCGAGGCCGUGAAGGACGCGUGCAGCAUCUUGAGGGAGAGCCCUACGAUCUUUUUGCAGCCUCUGCUUCAGAUCAUCAUCCAGGUGUCAUGCUUGGCCUUUCUUGUUUUCCGGAUGUUGUUGGUCAUCUCUCUUGGAAAGGUGGAGACCACCAGCGCCUUCGAUGUGGACAGCGCCACUUCCAUCGUCGGUAUCCAGGGGACGCUUACCAUAUCCGCUGCAUCACGAGUCUGGCCAGAUGCAUCCAGGGCCCCAAGUGUUGUAGCGUGUUCCGGCUCUACCAGGAGAGUGCGGACGCCGCUUCUGGGGCCAGGAUGGGCAUGGUCAGGCUUGGAUGUGAUGCACCGGCGGCGUUCUCUCAGGCAUUCCCAUCCAAGUGGGUGGUAUGAAUCGCUCCUUCGUGUU
Molecule: messenger RNA, 1590 nt
Organism: Prorocentrum cordatum
Lineage: Eukaryota; Dinophyceae; Prorocentrales; Prorocentraceae
Source: the annotation of a GenBank genome assembly